AGUGUCGUGAUCCGCUGCUUUAUUUGGAUAAACUACUUAUUGGUUUCAAAAAACAUGGCAUAUUUACUAACGAUUGGAAUUUGUAUGGCGUACUUGUCAUCCGGAUUGGCUUACCCCAAAAUCGUAUAUCAAGAUAUUCCGAAUAGCGACGGCAACUACAUCAACCACAAUCCGUAUCACGGGGAAGAUGAGUUUGGCGAAGUCCAGCACGAUACCCACAUUCAACACGUGCAGCUACCAGCAAAAUAUGCCCAACAACCUGUCAGCGAUGAUCAGCAUAUAGACUAUUAUGCACCUCCGAAGUAUUCAUUCAAAUAUGGUGUGACUGACUACCACACUGGUGAUAUUAAGAGCCAGCACGAAACGAGAGACGGAGACACAGUUAAGGGACAAUAUUCGGUGGUGGAACCAGACGGUUCCAUACGAACUGUAGAGUACACCGCCGAUAAGCAUAAUGGAUUCAACGCAGUUGUGCACAAGACACCAUCAGUUUUGGACAGCGAUCAUGAAAUACAUCACGAACAACCUGAUAUUCGUGGUUAUUACUAGCACAUUAAGGAAAAUUUCGUAAUAAUCCCAAUAUAAUCUGUUUAGAAUACAAAUUUUCGGGAGUUAAGGAACUCAGUAAAACUCUAAACAUAUGUAAAUAUUGUACAAGGAUCCAUUUGGUAAAAAGUUAAUUUUAUCUAAUUCUAAAAGUGUGAUCUUGAUACAUAUAUCCAUAGUAUAGAACUAAAUGGUAUUUAAAAUCACAGUAUUUAUUGCGAAUGUUUUAU
Messenger RNA from Cylas formicarius (sweet potato weevil), 776 nucleotides. Its product is annotated as cuticle protein 8-like. Lineage: Eukaryota; Metazoa; Arthropoda; Insecta; Coleoptera; Brentidae. The transcript is spliced from 3 exons. Gene Ontology annotation, cellular component: extracellular matrix. The record is from RefSeq and is a predicted model, not a curated record. The coding region runs from base 55 to 549 and encodes 164 amino acids.